GUCAAAGUAUAAUAUUCAGUUGUAUUCUCUUGGACAAGCUAGAAAUUCUUUUUAGCGAAAACCGCACGCGGAUAAGUAAAAAUCUCUAGAAUUCUUUAUCAUAAGUUCAGGCAUUUUUAAGGACAAAGGCGACAAUGUUUUUGAAUUUUCCUUAGAAGCUUUUGUGUGUUUAUGUGCAAUCAAUCGACAGUCAAAGAAUGGAGAGUUCCGGCGAAAGUUCAUCGAGCAAUCCAGUGCUUAUGCGUGGCGAGAGAAAGAAUACUCGAGGCUCGAGACAGAAAGCCGUGGAUAAUUUGAGCCAAAAGUUUUUGAAAAACUUUGAUCCAGAACAUAGCGAACGAGAGAAGCGUAAGUUAUAUCGUCGAUUAAAUCAGAGCUACAGGAAGCACCUAUACAACGAAGACGGUAUUUUUAUACGGACAUCGGAUGAUCUCUGCGACUGCUUGAGCUUGGAUUGUCCAGGAUGUCAUUUUCCAUGUUCCAAAUGUACUUCUUCAAAAUGUGCCCAUGAUUGCAGGAACAAUCGCAAAUGGACCUACGACAGCAUUCAUUGCGAAGGGACCGAUCCUGUGAUCAAAAAUCCACUGGUGUUAAAAUAAAGUAUGAAUGUAAAACACGCAAAUGUGUAUCUGUGUAAGUAUUUGUACAUAAAAACCUUC
Messenger RNA from Cyphomyrmex costatus, 659 nucleotides. RefSeq names its product ARL14 effector protein-like. Gene Ontology annotation, cellular component: intracellular membrane-bounded organelle. Bases 198 to 599 code for a protein of 133 amino acids. The transcript has 4 exons. The record is from RefSeq and is a predicted model, not a curated record. NCBI's taxonomy places the organism in Eukaryota, Metazoa, Arthropoda, Insecta, Hymenoptera, Formicidae.